UUUUAGUCCUGAAAAUGACUAAACCGAUAACUUUUGUAACUGGAAAUUCCAAAAAACUCGAAGAAGUAGUAGCAAUCUUGGGAAAUACAUUCCCGAGACAAAUAGUUGCUCAAAAGGCCGAUCUUCCCGAGUUACAAGGGGAAAUAGAGGAAAUAUGUACAAAAAAGUGUCAAGAGGCCUUCAGGCAAAUCAAAGGACCAGUUUUAGUGGAGGAUACAUGUUUAUGUUUCAAUGCCUUAAAAGGUUUGCCUGGCCCUUACAUAAAGUGGUUUCUCGACAAACUGGGGCCAGAGGGGCUGUACAGAAUGCUGGGCAAUUUUGAAAAUAAGGGUGCCGAGGCUGUUUGUACAUUUGCUUAUCAUCCUGGAAAUCCUGACGACCAAGUGCUGCUAUUUCAGGGAAAAACUGAAGGUGAAAUUGUACAACCCAGAGGACCCCGAGACUUUGGUUGGGACCCAUGCUUUCAACCCUUAGGGUAUAAAGAAACAUUUGCAGAAAUGCCCAAAUCAGAAAAAAAUAAAAUUUCGCAUCGUUAUAGAGCUUUAGAUAAAGUUAGAGAUCAUUUUCUUAAAGAGAAAUGAUUUCUAAGGAGGGUUUUAUUAACUGUAAAGAAAAUUAUAUAUAAUGAGUAUAGUUUUAUUUAUUAACUACAUUAUAAGCUUAAAAUGAAAUGUAGAUGUUUAUCA
Agrilus planipennis (emerald ash borer) is the source of this 686-nucleotide messenger RNA. Its product is annotated as inosine triphosphate pyrophosphatase. The record is from RefSeq and is a predicted model, not a curated record. Gene Ontology annotation, molecular function: nucleoside triphosphate diphosphatase activity. Gene Ontology annotation, cellular component: cytoplasm. Lineage: Eukaryota; Metazoa; Arthropoda; Insecta; Coleoptera; Buprestidae. Bases 15 to 581 code for a protein of 188 amino acids. Gene Ontology annotation, biological process: nucleoside triphosphate catabolic process. The transcript has a single exon.